AUGGACAACGCCUCCACCCCUCUCGCAUCCGCCUCUCGUCUUGGAGAUCUCCUCGCCCAGCUGCAGAUACACCCGCCCGCCGACCAGUGGCCUCAGAUCGAGUCGACCGCACAAAGCCUAGCCAACGAGCUUCGCACCAAGGACGUUGAACAGCAGACUGCGCUUGGGCAGACACUCCUCCCCCAGACUCUGAACUCGCUCCUCAAGGGGCUUCUUGUUGAUCGCAGCGCGCUGGGAUGCAAGGCCGCAGUCUUCGAGCUGCUCCGCGUUGCCGCGAACCUCUGCAUGGACCACGACGAGAACCGCGGAUAUCUGCUCGAGGCGGGCUUCCCUCAAACUGUGGUCACUCUUCUGCCGGCGCAACACACGCCGCACCCAUGUCUAUCCCGAUCUGAAAUUGUGAAGACUGCUAUCGGGUUCUUGUUGAAUGCGAGUGUUGGCUACGCAUCCACCUCCGACCCCGGAAACCCCUCCGAAGACCUCGGAGAGAGCUGGAGUCUGCGCGCCACCACCGCGUCCUGGUCAUGGAGAGCUAUCGAAGAGCUGAGAGGUGACGAUGGCAACCAACCUACGGGAGACAUGUUUGGCCCGGACGCGCUACCAGUGCUCGUCUCCCAAUUGCGGGGGUUCGUCCCUCCAUACCCCACUCCACCGCCCCUCUUCGCAACUCCUGCAUCUCGACGAACCUUCGUCCAGACCGACUUCGACAUCUACGAACAGGUUUGUGGACUCAUUGAGUCACUUUGUCUCGAUGUCGACGACGUUCGACUAUCGCUUGCUCGCGGCAUGACAUUCUCGGAAGACCACGGCAUAAAGUGUCUCUCUGAAAUGCUCGACUUUGUAGAAAGGGCGGACUACCCUUCAUACUGGACAUCGGAGGAGCGACCAUCCAAGGAGAAGGGCUUCGAUCUCGGCAAGGGCGCGAUAGUGAAGGCCAUCGUGGAAACUUCUGGAGACGAGAUGAACAUCGACAUUCUGUGGGAUGACUCUGAAGCGGAUAAGCCGGGAGGAGAGUUUGUGAGCCGGAUGGUGGCUUGGAUUCAUUCACACAAGGACCUCAAGACGUCAAGCAGGGACGACCUGCUCAUCUGCGCUACUCUCAGCCUCGGUAACAUCUGCCGACGAGACGCUCAUUCCACGGCAAUCGUGAAAACACCAAUCUCUCUCGCACCUGAUUUGGCGUCCUUGCUCGAACCCGAGGUGGACCUCAAGGUAAAGCAUGGAGCCAUUGGGCUCCUGAAACACCUCGCGCAGUCGCAAGGCUGCAGGCCAGCCCUCGGCGAGGCCGGCGUGAUCCAGCGCCUCGCCUCGUCGCAAAUUUGGAGUGAAAGGGCAGACAUGGUGGAAGUCAUUCAGGUGGCUGCGAUCGGCGUGGCCAAACACAUGUGCAACGGGAGCAUCGACAACACGUUUGCACUAGUGCUCCCGGACGAGAGUGACUCGGCCAUGCAGCAGAUCCUCGCGCUCGUCCGGAGGUCAGACUCGAUCACCGUCAAGAGCGAGGGCACCCGCGUGCUCGUGAACGCGACGAAAUCGGUGUGGACGACGGAUCCCAAGACGCUCGACGCCGAGCACGCUCAGAGGCGGGAGGCGUGUAUGAAGGCGCUGGCGCAAGAACCGUGCGUGAGCGCGUUGGCCAGGCUGGUUGGGAGGAGCAAGCGGUAUCCUACCCUCGUCAAUGAGGGCGUUGUGGCGCUGUCCCUGAUCAGCACUUACCCCAGCGGAGGCACGCUCGUUUUGGACUCAUUGCUCAACCCCCUUCCGACGGAGGCCGUGCGUGCGACGACGCAGCCGCCCAUGUCAGCGGUCUCCGCCACGGAGAACUCGCCGACGGUGGGCCCACGCCGCGCGCUGGACAUGAUCACGGCCGUGCUGCGCGAAAGCGCGGGACCAAAAGUGCCGCCAGAGGUGCGGGCGAACGCGUGCGCGUUGCUCGGCCACCUCGGUCGCAAGGGUGUUGUCGCGGAGAACCGGGCGACGGACCUGGCGCGGAUGAAGGACGCAACGCGGGAGGUUGUGGAGGCGCUCGCGCGAGACGAGGACCAGGGAAAUGGACGGGUCGCGGCGAGUGGGAAGCGUGCGUUGGAGGCAUGGGGGCCGUGA
Epithele typhae is the source of this 2103-nucleotide messenger RNA. RefSeq lists its product as uncharacterized. The record is from RefSeq and is a predicted model, not a curated record. NCBI's taxonomy places the organism in Eukaryota, Fungi, Basidiomycota, Agaricomycetes, Polyporales, Epitheliaceae. Gene Ontology annotation, cellular component: cytosol. Gene Ontology annotation, molecular function: guanyl-nucleotide exchange factor activity; protein binding. Bases 1 to 2103 code for a protein of 700 amino acids. The transcript is spliced from 9 exons. Gene Ontology annotation, biological process: positive regulation of GTPase activity.